Messenger RNA from Mirounga angustirostris (Northern elephant seal), 1065 nucleotides. RefSeq names its product alpha-fetoprotein-like. The record is from RefSeq and is a predicted model, not a curated record. Lineage: Eukaryota; Metazoa; Chordata; Mammalia; Carnivora; Phocidae. The coding region runs from base 1 to 1065 and encodes 354 amino acids. Gene Ontology annotation, cellular component: cytoplasm; blood microparticle. The transcript is spliced from 7 exons. Gene Ontology annotation, biological process: transport.
AUGACCUUUUGGGUCUCUCAGUUUGCCAAGGAUAAAGCAAUAGAAGAUGCCAAGUUCUUCUCUGGUUUUCUAAGCCAGCUUAUGACCUAUACUUGUUCCAAGCAGUCGGUCCUCUCCAGCAAAAUCAGCCCAUGCUGUGCGCUGCCGGUGCCAUUCCAAGGGGAAUGCGUUAUCAACUCAGAAAAUGACGAUGAACCUGAUCUUCCAUCUUUGCCACUCAGCAGAUUUACAGAAGACCGAUUUGUAUGCGCACAGUUCUCCAACAAGCCAGAUGAUUUCCUGCAAGAGUUUCUUUAUGAAUAUUCAAGAAGACAUUCAGAAUUGGCACUUCCUGUGAUUUUAAGAGUGGAUACGGUAUAUCAAAAUUUAUUGGCAAAAUGCUGCAAAUUAGAAAAUCCUCUGGAAUGCUAUAGCCAUGGGCAAGAGAUGUUCCAAAGAGUGGUUCGUGAAAGCCGUGAGCGUGUAAAACAUCACUGUGAUUUACACGAGAAAUUAGGAGAUGCUAAAUUCCAUGACUGGCUCAUAAUCCUUUAUACUAAGAAAACCCCACAACUAUCUGCUCAGGAGUUGGUUAUGUUCACAAAGAACAUGGCAGCCGCUGCCACCAAAUGUUGCCCACUGAGAGAUGAGCAACAAUUUGCCUGCAUGGAGGACUCGGCAAAACUAAUUCUUGGAGGUUUAUGCAGAAGACAUGAGGCAGAGCCUAUCAAUGCUGGUGUGGGCCACUGCUGUGAUGCCUCCUACGCCUUCAGGAAGCCAUGCUUUGAUGAUCUGCAAGUCAACGGAACUUAUAUUUCUCCGCCUUUAUCCUGUGACCAAGUCAUCAACCUUAAAGAGAACUUGUGCAAAGCUCAGGAGGAGGAAUUCCAAACUGAAAAGCAAAAGCUCCUCAGCAACCUUGUGAAGCAGAAACCAUAUGCAACAGAGAUGCAGUUCCAAUCAAUGAUUGCAGAUUUCGCCCACCUGGUGGAGAAGUGCUGCCAAGCAGAGACGAGUGAAAUGUGUUUCCGAGAAGAGGUAUCUCUGUCUCCUUGUUAUUCUCUUAGCAUGCUUAGGAUUUACUGA